Messenger RNA from Myzus persicae (green peach aphid), 3558 nucleotides. Its product is annotated as dynein regulatory complex subunit 3-like. The record is from RefSeq and is a predicted model, not a curated record. The transcript is spliced from 10 exons. Lineage: Eukaryota; Metazoa; Arthropoda; Insecta; Hemiptera; Aphididae. Gene Ontology annotation, molecular function: protein binding. The coding region runs from base 29 to 1564 and encodes 511 amino acids.
ACUUGACAUUUCUUUGACUUAGUUUGACAUGGAAUUCACGGUGAUCAACUCUGACAUCGGGCGGUCUGGCAGAGACGACGGUUAUCAUAACGGUUCGGAUGCAGCGUCGAUAAGAAAAUUUGAACACGUCGGAUGUCUGGAUCUCAGUUGUUCGAAUAUAUUGCACAUAGCAAAUUUGUGUUUGAUAUCGUCCACCAAUCUUACGUCUUUAAAAUUACCGGUCAAUCGUAUUGAUAAAAUUUGCAAUCUCGAUUCCUACACAAAUCUUGUCGAGUUGGACCUUUCUCAUAACCAUAUUAAGCAGAUCGAAAAUCUCCAGGGAUUGGUUAAAUUGAAGCGUUUGACUUUAAAUCACAAUCCAUUGACAAACAUUCAAAAUUUGGAUACUCAACGUGAUUGUUUAGAAAUGCUAGACAUAGGAUGUUGCAAGAUAGCCGAUUAUAAAUUUGCUUUGUACUUACGAAAGUUUAAGAACCUUAUAUCGCUAAUUGUAGAAGGUAACCCAUGUCAAACAGAACCCAUUGACUCGCAACGGACAUUCAUACUAUCAUUUGUACAAUCAUUACUGGUGUUGAAUAAUAAAACUAUUGCAGUUGAAGAAAGAAAAAAAGCUCUAGAUACACACAGUCAACUGAUUGCUAUACUUGAAAAAAACGACAAGAAAUGGAAACGGUUGUCUGUGGACGAACAACUACGAUUAGAACAAAUGGCGAGCAGGAAGGACGCCUUUUUAGAUGGAAUCCCGGAAGGCGAAGACGUCGAUUUCAACGUGAGCGUAUUUCGUAACCCGACCGUGGAACAAGUUCUGAUGGAAAACGGCCGUUACGGAAUUUAUAAUGUUUACAGAGGAUACGCGGACGACUUUAGGCGACUAAUAACCGAAAUAACGGAAGCUGCGGAGACUAGCCGCGGGAUCCGUGCUCGACUGGUUGACGAAUUCCACGGUGAACUGCGGCAGUUGAUCGACGACGGCGUGAAUGAAAGCAGAAAGUGUGUUUCGGAAUUUACGGAGUACAAAAAACGUGUAAAAUGUGGUUUGUCGGCAGGUGGCGGUGACCAUGUAAGUCCAUUGAUAAACGCUGACGUCGCUUGCGAACGGUUUGGUGAGAGGACUCGAGCAACAUGGCUCACGCUGAUGAGCCACGAGGACCAAUUGUCUAGGAAAAUAACGAAAAUGAUUGAUGCAUUGCGGGACGUACUCGAAAAACAGAUAGUCGAAUUCAAACAGUUGGUCAAUAGCCGAUUUUGUAUGUUGCAGAGACAACAAAACAAAUUCCUACAGUUCAUUUUAGAGUAUGCAGUGUCUUCGGUUCAAAGCGAUGACAUGAAUAAUAGAAUAAGCAGAGUGUCACGAUUUACAAACGAUAUUUCACAAUGUAUGGAAUCGCAAGCCUCGCAGGUAGAACGCGCUGAAUUAUACAUAACGAAAAGUGCUUCCAAAUGGUUAGAUGACGUGUUUGACAAAUUUAACAGCGAAGAAUUCCAAAGAAAUCGUCGGAAAAUAUUAGAAAUCGCAACAUUCAUCCGUUCUCAAAACAAAACAUUGAAACAAACACAAUCUUAGCAGUUAUAACAGUUUUAUGAUGUCAACAGUUUGUUUAUUACUAAAUAUCUAUAUUAUAACGCGAACAGGGCGCAACUAGGAUUUUUUAAAGGGGGGUGACAGUAGUGUAUAGUGUAGUUUCAGAUGAAUUCUAUUUUUAAUAUUUUUUUUUCUCAUUCAAACUUACUACCAUAAUUAUUUCUGAAUAAUAAUAUGACUACUUACGUCCGGCAUUCGAGAGACUGAAAAACUUAUUGGUACUCUAUAUAUUUAGAUACAAAUCACAUAUAAUUGAGGUAUUAUCAAAUUUAAUCUUAAGGCAUUUUACAAAAUUAUACAUAGCAAAAGUUUACAUAUAAUUUCCAUUUGUUCGGCCAACUUAUUGAAACUUUAAUUUAUUUUUUGGAACUCAGUCGUUGAGAAUACAAAUGUUCUUUUUAAUUUUUUUCUUUAUUUGAAAGCUUUUGUUGACUUUGAGCAACAUAUAACUGAAUAACAAAUCAACAAACCUGACUAUAUCGGUGUACAUGUCCAUAUAAUUGCUAUAAUAACUAUAAUUUUGCAUUAUUUUUAUUUUUUUUAAGUACGACAAAUGGAUCUGAAAGUUUAUAUCGAACAUACAACGCUCAAUUUCAUAGCUCCUAUCCUUCUGUCCAUGUAGCUUUAAAUAUUUCAAAAGAAACGCAAGAAGAAGCAUGUAUGAAAAUUCAAUCAGUAUUUAAAGGUCAGAUUAAAAAAAUGGAAAAUGCUGAUUCAAUUCGUAUAAAAUAAUCCAUGAAAGAAUAUAACAAGUAUAGAAUUCAUAAAAAUAUUAUAACAUAUUUGGUCAAAAAUUUGUUAUUUAAGUAGUACUAAGGUAUAACCGUAUAACAUUCUUUAUUAUAUUAUUUCAACCUUUUAUUAUUUUUAAUUAUUUUAGUUUGUUUACUAUAUUAGGUAUAUCAUAUUUGUCAAAAAUUGAGUUUAUAAGCACUACCAUAACUUAAGUCAUUUUUUAAAAAUUUAAAUUUUACUAAUCACAAAUAAAAACAUAAAUUUGGCAACGUUCCACAGCAAAUCAUACACAAUCGUUUGACUUUUGGCGUAAAUAUUAAAGUUAAUGGUUUAACGUAUAUCGCUAAUCGUUAAUCGUGUUCUCAAAAAAGUACAUUGUACGCAAUCGUGUGGUACCCAAAUUCCUUUCAAAAUUUCAAAAAUUACAAAUUUAUUUCAAUGAGUCAUUAAAUUCAAUUUCCAACAUCCUCUCUCCCCUUUGUAGUGGUUCUGGUUGUAAUAAUAUUUUUAUUUUAACCAUAAUAAAUUUCCGAAUUUGUUGCCUUCUCAGUAUAGGUACUAUGGACAAAAGACAAUAUGACAUUUUUGUAACACAUUAUUAUUUCUUAAAUUAUGGUUCAAUGGGCUAGACACCCAAAACACCCCCUUAAUUGAGCCACUGAAAUUCAAAGAUGAAAGUCCAAAGUAUUAUCCAUAAUCACUAGUUGUGAAUGUUGUAAUAAAUUCUCUGAGCCAAUUAGUGUACCCAUGUACGAAACUAUGAAAUUGGAAAUACUUCUGAUUUUUUAAUACUUUAAACAUUAACCAGUGAUGGUCAAAAUACACAAUUACAUAAAACCACCGGUUGUUGUUUACGCAACACUAUUGUUAAUUUUGACCCUUUUUUGUUCGAUUUUUUGGUCAUACACCUCUUGCGCAUAAAUAUUAUUUAACAAUAGAACUGAAAAAAGGUGAACACCCAAACGCUCAAAUUCUUUUUUAACUUUAAUCUUAAAAUAUAAACUGUUGUUGAUGUUUAAAAUUGAAUAUGUUUAGACCAUUAGGAACAUUAACAAUUUACAUUUUUUUAAAAUAAUGUAUUAUACCUACAAUGGCAUAAGAAAUUUACAUUGCUGUUGCCUAAAAACCAGUAAUUAUAUGUUAUAUAAUAGAAUAUAUGAAAUUAUUUAUAAUAAGUAACAUUAAAUAUGAAUGUAAUAUUGUAGAUUCAGAUCAAGUAAAAGCAACAUUUUUUGAUAGUA